Molecule: messenger RNA, 2331 nt
Organism: Fukomys damarensis (Damara mole-rat)
Lineage: Eukaryota; Metazoa; Chordata; Mammalia; Rodentia; Bathyergidae
Gene: Nhlrc2
Product: NHL repeat containing 2
Exons: 12
Coding region: 1-2157 (718 amino acids)
Molecular function (GO): protein binding
Source: RefSeq, a predicted model, not a curated record
AUGGGUGGCACAAAGCCCGCAGAAUGCGGCCUUGAGGCCUCUUGCCCUGUUGAAUCUGGCGUUCUGAAUGUCCAGGCUGGACCGCGGAGGGGCCUGGAAGGGGCGGGGGUGGACGGCUGGGAGCAAGACCUGUCGGUGCCCGAGUUCCCGGAAGAGUUAGAAUGGCUGAACACAGAAGAGCCUAUCUCUGUCUACAAGGACCUAUGUGGAAAAGUGGUCAUCCUUGAUUUCUUCAGCUACUGCUGCAUAAACUGUAUCCACCUGUUGCCUGAUCUCCAUGAGUUAGAACACACAUACUCUGAUAAAGAUGGUCUCCUGAUUGUUGGUGUUCACUCGGCUAAGUUUCCAAAUGAAAAAGUCCUGGACAACAUUACGAGUGCUGUUCUUCGAUACAAUAUCACCCAUCCUGUGGUUAAUGAUGCAGAUGCCAGUCUUUGGCAAGAGCUAGAGGUGUCCUGCUGGCCAACACUGGUCAUUCUUGGACCCCGUGGAAACAUGUUGUUUUCUUUGAUUGGAGAAGGACACAAAGAUAAAUUAUUUUUAUAUACUUCAAUAGCUUUAAAGUAUUACAAAGACAGGGGACAGAUCAGAGAUAAUAAAAUUGGAAUAAAACUCUACAAAGAUUCUCUGCCACCUUCACCGCUGCUGUUUCCUGGCAAAGUAACUGUAGACCAUGCUACUAAUAGACUGGUAAUAGCAGAUACUGGACAUCAUAGGAUUUUGGUCAUUUGGAAAAAUGGACAGAUUCAAUACAGUAUUGGAGGACCUAACCCUGGAAGAAAAGAUGGACUAUUUUCAGAGUCAACUUUUAACUCUCCACAGGGUGUAGCCAUCAUGGAUAAUGUCAUAUAUGUGGCAGACACUGAAAACCAUCUUAUAAGAAAGAUUGACCUAGAAGCUGAGAAGGUGAGCACUGUAGCUGGCAUUGGAGUUCAAGGUACAGAUAAAGAAGGAGGAGCAGAAGGAGAACAGCAACCCAUUAGCUCCCCUUGGGAUAUUGCUUUUGGAACAUCAGGUUCGGAAGUCCAGAGAAAUAACAUCUUGUGGAUAGCCAUGGCAGGAAUCCAUCAGAUAUGGGCACUCCUGCUGGAUUCCGGCAAGCUGCCAAAGAAAAAUGAGCUAAAAAAAGGAACCUGUCUGCAGUUUGCUGGCAGUGGAAAUGAAGAGAAUCGAAACAAUACAUAUCCUCACAAGGCGGGUUUUGCCCAGCCCUCAGGUCUCUCUCUGGCCUCUGAAGAUCCCUGGAACUGCCUGUUUGUAGCUGACAGCGAGAGCAGCACUGUGAGAACUGUCUCCCUGAAAGAUGGAGCAGUGAAGCACCUCAUUGGAGGAGAAAGAGAUCCCAUGAAUUUAUUUGCUUUUGGUGAUGUUGAUGGAGUAGGCAUUGAUGCAAAGCUUCAACACCCACUUGGAGUAGCGUGGAACAAGAAGAGGAAUUUGCUUUAUGUGGCAGACUCCUAUAAUCACAAGAUUAAAGUUGUGGAUCCAAAAACAAAAAACUGUACAACAUUAGCAGGGACCGGAAACACAAAUAAUGUUACUAGUUCCAGUUUUACUGAGUCAACUUUUAAUGAACCAGGAGGCUUGUGUGUUGGAGAAAAUGGCCGAUUAUUAUAUGUAGCAGACACCAACAAUCAUCAGAUUAAAGUGAUGGAUUUAGAAACAAAAACAAUUUCUGUGUUGCCCAUCUUCAAAUCUGAAAAUGCUGUGGUAGAUGGUCCAGUGCGCCUCGAAAAACCAAAGACAGUACCCAAACUACCUAAAUCUGCGCCACACAUCAGGCUUUCCCCAGUGACUGUUUGUCCUGUUCAGACUCUUCAGUUCAAACUCAGACUGGAUCUCCCACCAGGAACAAAGCUGACAGAAGGAGCACCCAGUUGCUGGUUUCUAACCGCUGAAGGCAAUGAGUGGCUUCUUCAAGGACAGAUACCAUCUGGAGUCAUAGAGAACAUUUCCAACCAACCAACAAUUUCACUGCAAAUUCCUGGCAAUUGCUUGUCGCUUGAAGUAGUUCUAUCUAUCAGCGUGUUUCUUUAUUACUGUAGUGGAGACAGCAGUGCUUGCAUGAUGAAGGGAAUUUUAUUCAGUCAGCUUUUACGGAUAACAGACACACAAGCAGGUUGCAUUGCUCCAGUGGAGCUCAAGCAUGCCUUUUAGCAAGUCAGCCAGCAGCCACUUGCCAUAGCCCCCGUCCUUCAUCCCUGACUUCACUGUAACUUAGGAGAAAAACUAUUUCUGCCUCUGGAUGAAUGUUGCUCACUUCUAACAAAUUAACUUAAAAUAAAUCUAUGUUCUUUAUUUAGGGUUUUAGUUGGUUUUUUUUUUUUUGUA